Molecule: messenger RNA, 3216 nt
Organism: Periophthalmus magnuspinnatus
Lineage: Eukaryota; Metazoa; Chordata; Actinopteri; Gobiiformes; Gobiidae
Gene: mcamb
Product: melanoma cell adhesion molecule b
Exons: 17
Coding region: 155-2062 (635 amino acids)
Source: RefSeq, a predicted model, not a curated record
UCACCGCCCCCUCUCGCUUCCUCUCGUUGAGUUCUCCAGGAGGGCCACUCUCACAGUCCCUCCUCGCACACCCAGGACAGACAGGCAGGCAAGCAGGCAGGCAGGCAGGCGCACGGACACAGGGACCCCAGCGACGACUACCAUCACUACCGCUAUGGCUGCACGGGACACCAGCUCUCUGCUCGUCGUUGGACUUCUACUCUUCUUUCACACCUGGGGAGCAUGGGCCAUCGCAGAGGUGAACAUGGAGGACAGAGUGGAUGUGAGGCUGGAUGACACUGCACAGAUCAACUGCAUGUUCUCUACAGAAGAUGGACUUGGGGGAACCAUUAUUCAGUGGUUUUAUGUGACGCGGACGGGAGAGAAGCAGCGGAUCUACUACCUAGAGAGUGGCUUGAGCUACCCAGAGAAAGGAACGCCCUUCUCAGACAGGAUCAGUGUGAAUGGGACUGGGGCUACUGAAGGGGUGGUGCUAACUAUCAACAAAGUUCAGUUAAAAGACGAAUUAGAAUUCAUUUGUUAUGUCAAAAGUCUCACUGACGGCACCGCAGAGGGGAGGACUAAGCUCAGAGUCUUCCAAACCCCAGCCACGCCCACCAUUGUAGGAGUACAAAAAGGGAUCUCCAUCCAGGAAGAGUCUAUGUCGAAAAUCGGGACCUGUGAAGUCACCAAUGGCUAUCCGAAGCCAAAUAUCACAUGGUACAAAGACAACACACCAAUGCGCAGCAUUCCCGGGGAAGUUAAUGUUUUGCCUAGCAUCACAAUCGAGUCCACUGGGUUGUACUCAGUGAAAAGUGAAUUGGCCAUGAAGGUUGUGAAAGAGGAUGCAGAUGCCCACUUCUAUUGUGAGGUUACGUACUUUGCUCCUGGGGAGGAGACUAUGAUGGUCGAGACCAGCCCUAUCAACAUUACGGUGUACUAUCCACACACAGAUAUAAUUAUGUGGGUAGAGUCACCAAAAGGUAAAAUCAAGGAGGGCGACAAUGUGGUGAUCCAGUGUUCUGGUAAUGGCAAUAAUCCAUACACCACCUUCUCUAUAAAGGGCGGGGAGAAUUUAUCAGCAGAUACCAGUGAAUUAGUGGUUGAAAACAUCACCCGCCUGGACUCAGGGAAGUACGAAUGUUUUGCUCUGGACAUGGAAAGCUUUGAAGAAAUCAGUACAAACAUUACAGUAUUUGUCAACUAUCUAGAGGAUGUUGUGAUUAAGCCUGGGAAAAUCAUGGAGGUGCCUCAAGGAGAUGAAAGGGAGGCAACAUGCAAUGCCCUGUCCUCUUUGCCCACGCAAACAGCCUGGUUUAAGAAUGGGGAGGAGGUUGUGAAAGGUCACACUUUGGCCUUAAAGGAUGCUACAUUCGACACUGCUGGGACUUAUGUGUGCGUAGUGACUGCAGAAGAGGUGGAGGGACUGGAGAGGAGCGGGACAAUGCGAGUUUACAUUGAGGGCCAACCUGUGAUCCUGACUCCAGACAUUACUGAAAUGGAGGAGAGUCCGGAAAAGACAGUGGAUCUCAACUGCUAUGUCCAAGGAUACCCUUACCCCACUGUCACCUGGUCCACUUCAGAGGGAAAGAUCCUGCCUGCAACUUCAGAAACAGAGACCGACGAUGGGGUCAUCAGUACGGCCAGUGUCAAGGUAACGGGUGACAUCAUUGUCUUCUGCAACGCCACCAACUCUUUAGGAGAGGACUCUGUGACCUUCAACAUCAAAGCUAUCACACACACCACACCAGAAACCAAUAGCCCCACCAUAAUCCCCUCCACCACCGUUACUACUGAUUCUUCAGUCAAACUCCAAACAGUUUCUCCAAACCAACUCAAGAAAGAGGGCAGUGGUGUUAUCAUUGCAGUCAUCAUCAUAUGUAUCCUGCUGCUGGCCAUUUUGGGCAGUGUACUCUACUUCCUUUACAAAAAGGGCAAGAUAUGUGGCCGAUCAGGCAAACAAGACCUAAGUAAAGGAAAGGCUGGUAAAGACAACAUUGUUGUGGAGAUGAAGAGUGACAACACAGAGGAAGCAGUGCUUCUUGGUGUGAAUGGAGAGAAGCAACUUCCCAGUGAUCAGUGAAGAGUGCCCUGUAUUGUGAGGGGGAGGAGGGGCAGUAGGUGACAACUGCUACCUCGUCUCCUUCUCUCAGGCUCAGAUGAGAUGACUCUGCCUUCUGCUUCUACCGGACCUCCUUUUACUCAGUGAUGUGAUCAAAAAAAGCCCUAGCUGUUCACUGGAGCUCCUUGGACUUGCUGCCCUUUACAGCUUGGCACAUUUUUGUUCAAAUAGCACAAGUGUUUAUGAUACCCUGGACUGCCUGCGAACUGAUUGUCUAUAGAUUAUAGAUUAUAGCACGGAUAUUUUUUUCUACCCCUAUGGCAUCACCUCAGGCAAAGCAAUCGCCAAAGAGCAGCUAAAAAGCUCUUAUUGUGUAUAUAUGAAAUCUUAUGUAUAUAUUUCUUUAUUUAAACAUAUAAAUAAAAAGACAAAAAGAUAAGAACAGUUUAGGAUGAUUUGGUGCGAUUUGUAGAGCCUAAACAGUUUUUGGUUUUGAUCCUUUUUGACUAACUGUUUGUUGUGCCCAAGUCUGAACACUGAAAUGUUACAGCUUUACUGAAAGCUCAACAGGAAAACCAGCUCUAGCCUUUUCAGCCAACACCAAAGACUUAAGACUUUUAGACUCUAGGUUACCUAAUAAGUUUGAUUUUUCACUGUAGUUUGGAUCAUUUGAUUUGCAUUAUAUUGUAAAGGUGAAGCUUAAGACACAUUUAAACUGUUUUAUUUAGUGUUGGAGCACUGAUAUCUGUUGUGUUAAUGUGAAUACUUAGUUCCACUGAUUUUAAAAUACUGUUCUGGAUUAUUGAUUCACAAAAUGACGCCACCAUCCUCACAGCUUUCAUUCUGCUACAUGGUUUUGAAUUGAACUUGAAAUUGUUUGAAGGACAUUCCCCUCAGACUUGAUGCCUUAUAGUAACAACUCUUCCUCAUUUCUUUUUACUGUUACACUGAGAUUCAGUGGAGAACUACUGAGGAGGGGAAUGACUGUGACGCCAUGCAAUUCAAGUUGGACAAUCAAUGACACAUCACAUGUAUUUAAACUAGCGCUGUACAUCAUUUUAAAAUCGACGAUUACUGCUUUGAUCAUGUAAAUUGUUUUAACUUAUGACUUUAAAACCAAAGAACCAACAAAAGCAUUUGUAAUUUACAAAAUAAAAACUAUUUGAAUGUAAUAA